Carassius carassius (crucian carp) is the source of this 2176-nucleotide messenger RNA. RefSeq names its product four and a half LIM domains protein 3-like. Lineage: Eukaryota; Metazoa; Chordata; Actinopteri; Cypriniformes; Cyprinidae. Gene Ontology annotation, molecular function: actin binding; transcription coregulator activity. Gene Ontology annotation, biological process: actin cytoskeleton organization. The record is from RefSeq and is a predicted model, not a curated record. Gene Ontology annotation, cellular component: Z disc; stress fiber; nucleus. The coding region runs from base 681 to 1517 and encodes 278 amino acids. The transcript has 5 exons.
UUUUCAUAAUCUUUAACUCCAUGCCUCUGAACUGACUUUUUGGGUGACAUCAACAAUCCCUUUAAUAUUUCAACCUUUCUAAAACAAUCAUUUUGCAAAGGUUAAAUAAGUCCCACCCUACAUGUUUUCUCACUGACUGAAUAUCCAGUUUUCCUCAGUAGUGCAUCGCAUGACAUUUCAGUUUGUACAGAGCAGUUAGAGAUUUGUUGAGUUCUCAGUGUGGGAAUCUGUUUAUUCUCACGCUCUGUCCAGGACACACACAGUUAUGAUCACAUAUUUAACACGCAUACAGAAUGACCACUUGUCUCCCCACUGGACUCAAUUUAAUCAUAACGGACUAGACUCCAAUCUGUAGUAUAUCCUUUGGCAGACUCUCUCACUCUCUGUCUUACUCAUUCUCUCAACACACACACACAGAGAGUGUUUAAUUUAAAUUGACUCCAGCAAUUUAAUUAAAAACCUUCAGGCCUACUUUGAUGCAAGAUUACCACUGAUUACAAAUCAAAACAGAUUAAUCUUUGAUUACAGGCUAUAUAAAUUGCUUGGCACUUCUUUUUGAUGUGGAAAGGCUCACAGUUAAUUACUCAAUGACAGCUUUCUUUAAAUCCUGUUUUUUUUAGGACCAGAGCACAUCGCAAUCUGUUGACUGUGCUCUAUGAGUCAGAGAGGAGCGGAGCAUCAUGUCAGAGCCGUUUGACUGUGACAGCUGUAAGGAGUCUCUGUACGGCAGGAAAUACAUCCAGGUGGACGACGUUCCCCGCUGCGUCCCCUGUUACGACCGUCUGUAUGCAAACACCUGCCAGGAGUGCAAAGAGCUCAUCGAGCACAACACACGGGAGCUGUAUUAUGAGGACAGGCAUUAUCACGAACACUGUUUCCGCUGCUCACACUGCAACCGUUCGCUGGCCGACCAGCCGUUCACCUGUCAGGAAGACGCCCUGGUGUGUAAUGACUGUUACUGCAAUGAGUUUUCAUCUAAAUGUGUGGCCUGUGGGAAGACUGUGAUGCCAGGCUCCAAGCAGCUGGAGUAUGGAGGCUGCGCGUGGCACGAGGAAUGCUUUGUUUGUUGUGGUUGUGAGCAGCCCAUCGGCGCCCAGUCGUUCAUUCCAGAUAAGGGCGAGUACUUCUGCGUGCCCUGUUACAAGGGACGAUUCGCCCCACACUGUGCCCGCUGCAAAGAGAUCUUGGUUCAAGGUGGUGUAACAUAUAGAGACGAGCCCUGGCAUAAAGAAUGUUUCCUUUGUACUGGAUGUAAAGUCCAGCUUGCGGGACAGCCUUUCACAACACAGGGUGAAGAUCCAUACUGCGUUAAGUGCUUCAGCAACCUGUACGCCCAGAAAUGCUCUGCAUGCGACAAACCCAUCACAGGUUUUGGAGAAGGGAAGUACAUCUCGUUUGAGGAGCGUCAGUGGCAUCAGCCGUGUUUUAAGUGCUCCGACUGUUCGGUGUCUCUGGUCGGGGCAGGAUUCUUCCCUGACGGAACAAAGAUUCUCUGCAAAAGCUGCAAUGCCAAAUAACCCACAACAGCUUCUGUUAAAUGUGCUAAAAAAAAGUUCGUGAACAGACCUUUGAGUAAUAUGAACACAUUUAUGAAACAUUUGACAUAAUUUAAACAUGAAAUGUAUGAUGUACAUUAAAGUUUUAGUGUUGCAUUUUUCCAAAUCAGAAUGUUAAAAAUCUUUAAACUAGACGGACUUGUUUGAUCAGGCUUUUUAUCAAGCAUUUUAUGGUUUAAAUUAGAAAUUCUAAUCAUUUGAACCAAGCAUGCAUACAUGCAAAGGCUCAGUUACCUGAGAUGUUGUUGUUGUUUUCGUCAUUAGUCUUUAGAAUUAAAAUUUGUAGUUAUUUUCCAUGUGUUUGCAUAAACAUCAGGCCUUUAAAUUCCCUCCAACAGCAACAUUCUUUAAAAAAAAUACAUUUGAACAAAACACACACUGACCCAAAUGAUUGUUAAUGUACGAUGCUUAUGGGUUAAAGAUGUUUGUUAAACACAGUGAAUUGUAGAGGACUAUUUUAACGCACAAAUGCAUGCUUUUAAUAAUUCUCACAUAAAAUUUUCACAUAUUAAUUCAUAUUUAUGUUGUUUUCAAAAUAAUAUUUUUGAUGAUUUUUACAGAUAUUUGAUGUAUUUUUGCACAUGAAUGCCUUCUGUAAAACUGCUCCUGCUGUUAUAUUU